Messenger RNA from Serinus canaria (Common canary), 3909 nucleotides. RefSeq names its product regulator of G protein signaling 18 (gene RGS18). The record is from RefSeq and is a predicted model, not a curated record. The transcript has 5 exons. NCBI's taxonomy places the organism in Eukaryota, Metazoa, Chordata, Aves, Passeriformes, Fringillidae. The coding region runs from base 1573 to 2301 and encodes 242 amino acids.
UGCUUUUUUGCUUUUUGGCCCUGCUUUUUGCUUUCACUCUUGCUUCUGCUUCGCUUCUGCUUUGCUUGCUCUUGCUUUUUUUUCCCCCCCCUUCUCAUUAGUUACUUUAGCUAAACAGUCCAAAUUCCUUUCUGGACUGUUCCCCCCACCCCGUUGGACCUGCUGACUGCUCCGGACUGGGAUUUAGAACACGGAGAGAAAGGUUACACCUUGUGACUGCAGCAGCUGCCUCAGCGCCGGAGGGACUGAUAACAGCAAACCCCCAGGAGAGACUUGCUGAAUUUGUCAUCUUUCUCAGAGCAGUGGAAGAGUGGUGUCAUCCGGUAUUGUUCAUUGUGUGUGCUGGGGGUGUUGUGCUUGUCAAAUAAACAGGUUCUUUCCACCUCUCUCCGAGGAAUUCUUCCCGAACCGGUUGGGGGCGGGGCCGUGUGGGUUUGUUUUUGGAGAAGCCCUGUUUGGGGAUUCUCUCUCAAAUUUGACCUAAACCAGGACAGAGGUCAUGUCUUCUCCUCGAAGCUCUGUCCCCUACCUUAGAAAUCAAAAUGAGACACUGCCAUUAAAAACAUGACAACUAUUAAAUUAACUACUGCAGUAAUUUUAACCCUUUCUAGUGCCUCAUUCAGCUAACACUGAAGAUGUUUCUUUAUUAGAUGUGUUGUUCCAAUGACACCUCCAACAGAAACUGAACUUAAACCCAAGAAACUUAACUGACAAUAGACUUAUAUGUGGAGAGAUAACUUGUGCUGAUGAACCUCAAAGAUUAAUACAUUUUUACCUUGUGAAAACUGAAAUGAGAAGUUUUGGGUUAUUUAGUAACAAAAUAACAUUUAGAAAAACACAGAUUUAUUUUUUUUUCUGAACUAAAGACUUUCUAUCCUGGGUGGGAGAUUGCAAGUAAAAAUAAAUCCACAGACAGAGAAGUGAAAGAGGGAGCAUUUACUGGACAAACUGGAAACUAGAAGUGGGUUGUUGUCAUUUCUGAAGAAUGCUGCAAAAAUUAAAAUAUCUGCUUGCAAAAUGAUUGAUCAGCCAAAGCUUGGAGGAGACGCUGAGAAACUCUGAGUUUGAAGUCAGGGUGCUGUGGAUGGAGCUGUGUGCAGCACAUGGCACUGAGGCUGCAGAGGGCAGCUUAAGGGCAGAUGGGGUGCCUCUGGGAGCUGAAGAGAAGGCUGGAUGUUAUUUCAUGUGACAUUACUGUCAUUAAGGUUAAUUUUAGGAGCCUAGGGCAUGUACUGGUGUUUGGGAGCACGGGCUGGUGUCACACUACCCCGAGUGAGAGCUGAGCUGCGCAGAGCAGCCGCCGCUCUGGGCUGCGGUUUCCAGUGUGAGCCCUGCGGAGCUGCAGUGUCAUUUCCCCAAGGGACGAGGGCACAACCAGAGCUGCCCUUACAGCCCGGCAUGGGCACAGCUGCAGUGGCCAGUUCAGAGCCACCUCCUGCCACCACCUCCUCUGGACACAGGGCUGGGGCUGGCCAGGGCAGUCCAGGCUGCUGCAGCAUGUGAGAGCCUGAGCCAGCACGCACCGGGGGCGAGGGAGCAAAGGGAACCUUGCCAGAAGCUUCUCUAGAGGAGAUGGAGAACCCACUUCUUUUAUUCCCCCAACUCAACAUUUCUGCUUCAAAGGAUAAACCCUAUCACAAAGUCAUGAAAUCAGCGAUUAAGGAAGAGCCACACAAGGCAAGCAAGCCUGGAGCUAAGCAGAAGAGAAAUAGGCUGAGCCUGCUCCUGCAGAAACCUGAAUUCCAUGAAAGUGAUCACCUUGGCAAACCUGGAAACUUGACAAAAGCAGCAAGCAGUGUGUCUCCUGAAGAAGCAGUGAAAUGGGGAGAGUCUUUUGACAAACUACUUUCUGAGAAAGUUCAAACUUUCUCUUUUGUAGCUGGGCUGGAUGCCUUCACAAAGUUUCUGAAAACUGAGUUCAGUGAGGAGAACAUUGAGUUCUGGAUAGCCUGCGAGGAUUACAAGAAAAGCAAAAGUGCACAUGAACUUCUGCCAAAAGCCAAGGCCAUUUUUGAAACAUUCGUACAGAAAGAUGCUCCAAAAGAGGUGAAUCUGGACUUUCACACCAAGGAAGCCACAAGCCAGAGCAUGGGGCAGCCCCUGCGCAACACCUUCGACGCGGCGCAGAGCACGGUGUACCGGCUGAUGGAGCAGGACAGCUACCCUCGCUUCCUGUGCUCCGCGGCCUACCGGGGCCUGCUGCAGGGCCGGCCCGCGGCCCGCGCCCCGCUGCGCCGCCGCUCCCGCUCCUUCACCGUCAGCGACUUCAAGGGCGUGCGGCCGGACCUCACCGUGUGGUGAGAGCCCAGCUCAGCCCUCCUCACAUCUGUGUCACCGUGUGGUGAGAGCCCAGCUCAGCCCUCCUCAAAUCUGUGUCACCGUGUGGUGACAGCCCAGCUCAGCCCUCCUCAAAUCUGUGUCACCGUGUGGUGACAGCCCAGCUCAGCCCUCCUCACAUCUGUGUCCCCAUGUAGUGACAGCCCAGCUCAGCCCUCCUCACAUCUGUGUCCCCAUGUAGUGACAGCCCAGCUCAGCCCUCCUCACAACUGUGUCCCCAUGUGCUGACAGCCCAGCUCAGCCCUCCUCACAUCUGUGUGGUGACAGCCCAGCUCAGCCCUCCUCACCCCCAGCUCCCACAGCAAUCCGGAUGUGUUUUAAACCCCAAACUCUCAGCAGGUGUAACUAAGUGAUGAAGCAAAAGAAAAUUCACUUACAGCAGGCCAGAUUUCUGGAGCAGAAUCUCACUUUCACAAAAAAGUAGGUGACGUAUUGGCAAGUCAUAACAUGCGGAGUUAUCAAAUAGGAAUUUUUUUUUAAGCAUUUUUUAAGCAUUUACUUUUAAGCAUUUUCCUGCUUAAAAGUAUCUCAUAUAGUGCCAUUUGAUAUUACCCAACACAUAUCCUGGGCCUGUACCUUUAGGCCAUAGUUUCAUCACAGUUAGAAUAUCUGUAUCCAGUCUUUGCACACAUUUAUGUUUUCGCAAUAUUUCCUACACUAAGCACAGAGAAUUUGUGGUAUUUUCUGAUACUGUAAAACAUACAGGAGCAUUAUUAGUUAUAAUGCAAAGUUAGAUGAAUUUUAACUAAAGAUACUGCAUAAUUAAAUCUAUAAUUAAAAUGUAGCCAUUGCCUAUUUUAAGAAGAACAUAAAAAUACCUAUUUAAUUUUUUGGGGGGUACAUUUUUCCUAUUCCAAUGUCUGCUGUCUAUUUUUAAGUUAUGAUGUAUAUAUUAGCUUUGGCAUCAAAUACGUGUAUUCUAAUUUUUUGCAACUAAAUGAGCAGCAGGAAAGGGACAAGAAUGCUAUUUUAACACAAUGUGUAUCCUUAAAUAUCAGGUGAUGUCUAUGUAUAUAAAUAUAAAAUAUUUCUACUUUUAUUUAUAAAUAGUUGUGGUAUACCAACUUUGUAACUAAAUUUUGUUCUAAUUUUUUUUCUGCCUUUUGUUUUGAAAAUUAACAGCUCUUGGACUUGGGCAGAGCAACUUUCAGUUCCAUUGGACAUUAAUAUCCUCUCUAUAGGUUAUAGAACAGGAAGGAGAAAUCUUUUUAUUUCUUUACUAUCAAAACAUUUUUUUAAUAGUCAGUGCACACAGUCAUUCUGUCCUUUUCUUUCACAGCUGAUGCAGACAUACCUUGAAGUUUGGGGCUGUUCUUAAAACCUUAAACAUUGGUUCAGUUUAGGAAGGGGCUGCAGGAUUUAUCUGUAACUAUGACCUGUAUAUUAUGUUGUUUCUUGUGGAAUUUAAGAUUCCUCCCUUUCCCUCCCUUUUCUGUAAGUGGUGAAGGAGAAGAGGUGUGCAGUUCCUGAGGAUGGGACUUUGUGUUCAUUGUUAAUUUGGGGUGUAUAUGAACUGCUGGAUCUGCAGGUUUCCCUGUUUUAUUAACUUCCAAUAAAUCUGAUCUACUUAAA